Molecule: messenger RNA, 864 nt
Organism: Cooperia oncophora
Lineage: Eukaryota; Metazoa; Nematoda; Chromadorea; Rhabditida; Trichostrongylidae
Source: the annotation of a GenBank genome assembly
AUGGAGUCCGAUGGACGCACAAAAGCUUAUAAGUUUGUCGCUUAUGCGGCCGUUUCGUUCUCAGUGGUCGCCGUCCUAUCGGUCGUACUAACACUUCCCAUGGUUUAUAACUAUGUUAGCCAUGUUAGACGUCAGAUGCAACAUGAGAUCUCAUUCUGUAAGGGAUCCGCUAAGGAUAUCUUCGCUGAGGUCAACUUCAUGAAGGCCAACUCCGGUCCAUCUGCCCCUCGUAACCGUACUAGCCGUCAUGCGAAGGAUGUUGCCUUCCUGGACCACCUGGACCUGCUGGAGUUCCUGGAAAGCCCGGAAAGCCUGGUCGUCCAGGAGCACCUGGAACCCCAGGAGUACCCGGAAAACCACCAACUGCUCCAUGUGAGCCUACUACUCCACCACCAUGCAAACCAUGCCCACAAGGGACCACCCGGACCUCCAGGACCACCUGGAUCACCCGGAGACCCAGGAGAGGCUGGUACCCCUGGACGCCCUGGAACUGAUGCUGCCCCUGGAUCACCUGGACCUCGUGGACCUCCCGGACCAGCUGGAGAGCCUGGACAGCCUGGACCUGCUGGAGAGCCCGGAACACCCGCACAGAGCGAGCCACUCACCCCUGGAGCACCUGGAGAGCCCGGAGACCAAGGACCACCCGGACCACCUGGACCCCCUGGAGCACCAGGAAACGAUGGAGCACCUGGACCUGCUGGACCCAAGGGAUCCCCAGGACCCGACGGACCACCCGGAAGCGACGGACAAGCCGGACCACCUGGACCACCUGGACCAGCCGGAACUCCUGGAGAGAAGGGUAUCUGUCCCAAAUACUGUGCCAUCGACGGUGGAGUGUUCUUCGAAGACGGAACUCGUCGUUAA